UGUCCAAAAGAGUUUCCAACACAUAGUGAUUUUGGUUCUUUUCUUUGACCAUUAUAUCAUUCAAACAUGUUUCUACAUCUAAACUAAUUUAAGUCUUUUUCAACAUUUAUGUCAAUUUGCAUCCAUUUUUCUUGUUUGAUUUGUGUAUAAGAUAAGAUAUUUCUGUUAUAUCAUUAUUAUUACUAUAGCUAGAUAGAUCAAGGUAUACUUAUGAAUUAUAAUAAUAUUAGUAUUACAGAGAAAUUAAAUCAGGAAGAAAUUAACAUGGGAACUGCUGCUCAAAGUUCUUCAGAAAUCUAUACAAGUGAUAGUGAAAAGGGUUUUGCAAUGGGUCAUCCCUCUUCUAGUUCACCUGAGUUAGAUGCAGGAGCAAAGUUUGUUCUUGUAUCUCAAGGAUCAUGGUUACACUGUGGUUAUCAUUUGACAACAUCUAUUGUUGGACCUGUGAUUCUUACACUUCCAUUUACAUUCACUCUUCUGGGUUGGUUUGGAGGAGUGAUUUGGUUGAUUCUAGCAGGAGUUAUUACAUUCUAUUCGUAUAAUCUUUUAUCUCUUGUCUUGGAACAUCAUGCUCAGCUCGGUCGUCGCCAGCUUAGGUUUCGAGAUAUGACUAGAGAUAUUUUAGGACCUAGAUGGGCAAAAUACUAUAUAGGCCCUCUUCAAUUUAUCAUAUGCUUUGGGACAGUAAUUGGUGGUCCUCUUGUUGGAGGAAAGAGUCUCAAGUUCAUUUACCAACUCUACCAUCCAGAAGGAGGAAUGAAGCUUUACCAAUUCAUUAUUAUAUGUGGAGUUGUAACAAUGGUUUUAGCUCAACUUCCAUCUUUUCAUUCCUUGAGACAUAUUAAUCUCAUUUCUCUGAUUCUCUGUGUGACUUACGCAACGUUUCUAACAGUCGGUUCGAUAUACAUCGGUCACUCGAAAGACGCGCCGCCGAGACAUUAUUCUAUAAAAGGCUCUCAUACAGAUAAACUCUUUGGUGUCUUCAAUGGUAUUUCAAUCAUUGCUACAUGUUAUGCUAGUGGAAUCAUUCCAGAAAUUCAGGCAACUUUGGCACCUCCUGUGAAAGGAAAAAUGUUCAAAGGACUAUGUGUUUGUUAUUCUGUUAUAUUAGCUACAUAUUUCAGUGUUGCUAUUUCUGGUUAUUGGGCAUUUGGAAAUGCAUCUGGUGCAACAGUUCUUGCUAACUACAUUGGAGAGACAAAACUAUUAUUACCAAAAUGGUUUUUCUUGAUGACUAAUAUACUCAUCCUUCUUCAAGUGUUUGGAUUGACUGCGGUAUAUUUGCAACCGACAAACGAACUAUUUGAAACGAUUUUCGGAGAUCCGAAAAAAGGACAGUUUUCGAUGCGCAACGUUGUGCCGAGAGUAUUGUCUAGGUCAAUAUCAGUAGCAGCAGCCACUCUCUUUGCAGCUAUGUUGCCAUUCUUUCCGGAUAUAAUGGCAUUGUUUGGAGCAUUUGCAUUCAUUCCUCUUGAUUUCAUUUUGCCUAUGGUUUUUUUCAAUAUAACUUUCAAGCCUUCCAAACAAAGCUUAAUAUUUUGGGUGAAUACAUUGAUUGGAGGAGGGUCUUCAAUUUUAGUUGUGAUAGGUGGAAUAGCAUCAAUUAGACAAAUAGUCCUUGAUGCCAAAACAUAUAGUUUAUUUUCUGAUUCUUAAUUAUGUAUAAAAAUUAUAAUUGUAAUAUAGUGAGAAACAAUACACAAUUCAUUUUUAAGUUACUUUAUAUGUUUUCUGAUAUUUAAUAUUAUAUCUGUGCAUGUUUGAAAUAACAGUGAGUUUGACAAAAUUCUUGUUAUUUUAUUAAAGGUUAAUCAGAUGAUCUGAAUCUCGAAUUUAUUCUUAUGAAAAUUGAAUAAAAUUUGAAAAAGAAAAUGAAAUUAAAAAGAAAAAAAAAUUGAAGGUGACAUUGAAGUUAUCUUGAAUUUUGGCCAUUUAUGAAGUUUUCCUACACUCAACUAUUACGUGAACAUUAUGAAAAAGGAAUGUCAAUUUCAAUAAUUAUUAGUUAAACUAUAGAUGCACAUAAUUUAGUUUGUUUACUAUCACUAAAUCAUCCUAAUUAUUUAAUUUUAAUUAUAACUACUAAAUUCACACUCAUAAAUACCAUAAAUAUAAAUAAAUUCACUGAAUUUAAAUUUACAAUUAAAAUAAAUAAGAAUUAUUUUGAUUUUUUGAGUAUGAAAGUAAUUAAGAAAAAUAGAAGAUAUUUAGAGAGAAUGGCAUUGGCACGGUUGUUGUGGUGCAGUUAACAAUAAUUCUAUAAAUAAAUCAUUUACAGAAUCAAAGCAAAGCAAUUCAAACAGAUUCCAUCGCUUCCGUUUCCGUUGGUAUCUCCGCCGUCAGAAUGAGUAACAAAUCCACCGGAACAAUGGUGGUUACCACCACCGCUACUACUCAACAGCCACAAGAAGUAGUUGAAACGCCGAAGAAGCCCUUCAUUCCUUUCUUCCCCAAUUUCAAUUUCAACUUCAAACUCCCUCCUUUUUUCUUCCCACCAAAACAGCACCAUCAGCGUCAGCAUCAGGGUGAGGAAGAAGGAAAGGCUCCGAAUGUUGUGACGUUUCCGAAAACCGAACAAUCUGCUGUUGUUAUUCCUGCGCCUCUUCAGGCUCAACCUGAUUCUCAGAGCCUUUCUGCCAAGACUUCUGAUCCCUUUAAGCUUUACCAGAUUUAUGCAGUAGGAGCAUUCCUUGUUUCGAGUUGGAUUUGGGCAAGGUGGAAUGAGAGGAAGGCUCGAGGGAGGUCUCCGAAUGACGAAGACGAUGGUGCUGGAUCACAGGAAAAUGAAUAGAUAUUUGUAGUACUUGUAUACAAUAAUGAUGCUACUUGAAUAUUUUCACACUGUUUCAAAGAAAAAUUUGUUUCAUUUUCUUCA
Vicia villosa (hairy vetch) is the source of this 2875-nucleotide messenger RNA. Its product is annotated as GABA transporter 1-like. Bases 211 to 1656 code for a protein of 481 amino acids. The record is from RefSeq and is a predicted model, not a curated record. Lineage: Eukaryota; Viridiplantae; Streptophyta; Magnoliopsida; Fabales; Fabaceae. The transcript has 8 exons. Gene Ontology annotation, cellular component: plasma membrane.